Messenger RNA from Striga hermonthica, 495 nucleotides. The record is from the annotation of a GenBank genome assembly. Lineage: Eukaryota; Viridiplantae; Streptophyta; Magnoliopsida; Lamiales; Orobanchaceae.
AUGGCGGACAGUCCUGGUGGCUAUGGCGGUGGCAGCGGCAGCCACGAAAACGGUGGAGACGGCGGGGGUGAUCAGAGCCCCAAGUCCAACGUGCGCGAGCAGGAUCGCUUCCUCCCGAUUGCAAACAUCGGCCGUAUCAUGAAGAAGGCCCUGCCUACCAAUGGGAAGAUCGCUAAGGAUGCAAAGGACACUGUUCAAGAAUGCGUGUCCAAAUUCAUCAGCUUUGCCACCAGCAACGGCGGGGCCCGGCAAAUGACGAGGUACUUCGGCAGAGGGAUAACGGCGGCGGUCGUUUUGUUCGAGGCGGCGGAGGCGGCGAUUUCAGGCGUCGCGAGGGACGCUGGGGUCGUGACCGUGCCUUCGAGGAUGACGACGGAGAGUGGCGGCCUUUUCGCCCAGGGUUUCAUGAGGAUGGUCGUCACUUCGUUGACGAUGAGGAUCGUGACGGAGACGGCCGUGGGGUACCGCACCGACGUGACGGCAAGCGCCCGAUAG